CUGUGUCUCCAGGGCUGCAGCUGAGAGACAAAAGGAGCAGCAGGACUUCUCAGGGAAUGUAGUUUUGUUAGCUGCGGUCUGCUUUCUCUCCUAGCUCGGCAAACUUCAGGUUAAUAAUGCUUGUAAGCCAGAGGUGAAAGUGGCUCAGCAGAGCAACAUCAGGAAGUCUGGCAGACUGGAAGAGAACAGCUGCCCCCAAGGGCAGCUGCAAAGCGUGAAGGAUGGAGGAAAGUAAGAAUGAGAAGGUGAACCAGGCUCAUGUUCUCUUCGACAGAUUCGUCCAGGCUUCAACCUGCAAGGGAACUCUUAAGGCUUUCCAAGAACUCUGUGACUACCUAGAGCUAAAGCCUAAGGACUACCGUUCUUUCUAUCACAAACUGAAGUCCAAGCUCAAUUACUGGAAAGCCAAAGCCUUAUGGGCCAAAUUGGAUAAAAGAGGCAGCCAUAAGGACUAUAAGAAGGGGAAAGCAUGCGCCAAUACAAAGUGUCUGAUAAUUGGGGCUGGACCCUGUGGCCUUCGUACAGCCAUCGACCUGUCAUUCCUGGGAGCCAAGGUGGUGGUCAUAGAAAAGAGGGAUGCCUUUUCCCGCAAUAAUGUGCUGCAUUUGUGGCCAUUCACCAUACAUGACUUGAGGGGUCUCGGCGCCAAAAAGUUUUAUGGCAAAUUCUGUGCGGGAUCCAUAGACCAUAUCAGUAUCCGUCAGCUCCAGCUUAUCCUUUUGAAGGUUGCCUUGAUCUUGGGAAUAGAGAUCCAUGUCAAUGUGGAAUUUCAGGGGCUUGUUUACCCUCCAGAGGAUCAGGAGAAUGAAAGAAUAGGUUGGCGUGCAUUGGUCCACCCAAAAACCCAUCCGGUAUCUGAGUAUGAAUUUGAAGUAAUCAUUGGAGGGGAUGGCAGGAGGAACACCUUAGAAGGGUUUCGCCGAAAAGAGUUCCGUGGAAAACUAGCAAUUGCUAUCACAGCAAACUUCAUCAAUCGUAACACCACAGCUGAAGCCAAAGUAGAAGAGAUCAGCGGUGUGGCCUUCAUAUUCAAUCAGAAGUUCUUCCAGGAUCUACGAGAAGCCACAGGUAUUGACUUGGAGAACAUUGUCUACUACAAAGAUGAUACACACUACUUUGUCAUGACUGCCAAAAAACAGAGCUUGCUGGAAAAAGGAGUGAUACGGCAUGAUUUUGCCGACACAGAGUUAUUACUCUCACGGGAGAAUGUGGACCAGGAGGCUCUGCUAAAUUAUGCCAGAGAAGCCGCUGACUUCUCAACUAAUCAGCAGCUACCAUCACUGGACUUUGCCAUCAAUCACUAUGGUCAGCCAGAUGUGGCCAUGUUUGACUUCACGUGCAUGUAUGCGUCAGAGAAUGCAGCCCUGGUGCGAGAGCAGAACGGCCACCAGUUACUUGUGGCACUGGUUGGGGACAGUCUUCUAGAGCCAUUUUGGCCAAUGGGAACUGGAAUAGCCAGGGGAUUUUUGGCUGCAAUGGACUCUGCUUGGAUGGUACGAAGUUGGUCACUCGGAGCUAGUCCUUUGGAAGUUCUUGCAGAGAGGGAAAGCAUUUAUAGGCUACUGCCUCAGACCACCCCUGAGAAUGUGAGUAAAAACUUCAGCCAUUACAGCAUUGAUCCUGCCACCCGGUAUCCCAAUAUCAAUGUCAACUUCUUGCGACCACAGCAGGUACGCCAUUUAUAUAACACAGGAGACUUGAAAGACAUUCACCUGGAAAUAGAGAACUUUGUGAACUCCAGGACACCAAAGCUGACUCGGAAUGAGUCUGUAGCUCGCUCUAGUAAAUUGCUUAGUUGGUGCCAGAGGCAGACUGAUGGAUAUGCUGGUGUUAAUGUGACAGAUCUCACGAUGUCAUGGAAAAGUGGCCUAGCUUUAUGUGCCAUUAUCCACAGAUACCGUCCAGACUUAAUAGACUUUGAUUCUUUGGAUGAGCACAACGUGGAGAAGAACAACCAGCUGGCCUUUGACAUUGCUGAAAAAGAGUUUGGAAUAUCUCCCAUUAUGACUGGAAAGGAAAUGGCAUCUGUUGGAGAGCCAGAUAAACUGUCGAUGGUGAUGUACCUCACACAGUUCUAUGAGAUGUUCAAAGACACCAUCCCCUCUAGUGAUAGUCUGGACCUGAAUGCAGAAGAAAAAGCUGCCCUAAUUGCCAGUACCAAAUCGCCUAUCUCUUUUCUCAGUAAACUGGGACAAAGCAUCUCUCGGAAGCGCACUCCAAAGGACAAAAAAGAAAAGGAACUGGAUGGAGCAGGAAAGAGGAGAAAAACCAGCCAAUCGGAGGAUGAGGACAUCCCACGAAGUUACAGAGAAGAAAGGCCCACGCUGGUGAGUGCCCUGACAGAGAGGAGAAUUGAUGCUGCUAUUGGGAAUCAGAACAAAGUCAAGUCUAUGGCAACCCAGCUACUGGCAAAGUUUGAGGAGAAUGCACCAGUGCAGUCCUCAAGCUUACGAAGACAGCAGCCUGUCCUGCCUUAUCAAGAACGUGUUCACAACCAACCAUCCAGCAGACGAGAGCAGGGCCGUCUUGCUCCCAUACCCCAGUGGAAACAGAUGAGGAAUAAGGAACGUUCUCGGACCUGCCCCAAAAAAGUGAUCAUGCUCUCUUCUUCCACUGCACCUUCCUCUCCACCAUAUCCCAGGCAGCAGAGAAACAGGGAACCUGGUGCCGACAGUCCCGGGGAGCAGAGUCCCAGACAGGAAAGGAGAUCUCCUCGUUUAUUUUCUGAUGACCAAGCCCCUGAGAAUGUUGAGCAAAGGGCAUGUCAGCUGGCUGCCCUCCUGGAGUCCAGACCUGCAGUGAGGCAUCAGCCUGAGACUGAACCGUCUCGCCGAUUCUUUGUUGACCAGUGGGAGCUCUCCCUUAGCCUCCGUUCUUCUAAUCGCCCUUCUUCACCUUCAUCUGACUCUCUUCGACAGAAGUAUAUAAAGAUGUACACAGGCGGAGUGAGCUCAUUGGCUGAGCAGAUAGCCAAUCAGCUUCAAAGGAAAGAGCAACCCAAAACCCUUCUAGACAAGAAGGAACUGGGCUCGCUCAAAAAGGAGUUCCCCCAAAACCUGGGAGGCAGCGAUGUCUGUUACUUCUGCCGCAAGCGAGUCUAUGUGAUGGAAAGGCUGAGUGCUGAAGGCAAGUUCUUCCACCGCAGUUGCUUCAAGUGUGAAUACUGUGCAACAACUCUCCGUUUGUCAUCUUAUGCCUAUGAUAUUGAAGAUGGUAAAUUCUACUGUAAACCUCACUACUGUUACCGACUCUCUGGUUAUGCUCAAAGGAAGAGGCCAGCAGUGGGUCCUCUGUCGGGAAAGGACGCCAAAGGACCUCUGCAGGAUACCAUGGCAAGUGACGGAAGUGGACGGGCAAAUACCAUCUCCACCUCAGCAGAGAGGGCCCCAGGUUCUAAUAUAAAUGGGCUGGAGGAGCCCAGCCUUGCUAAGCGUCUGCGUGGCACACCGGAGCGGAUUGAGCUGGAGAACUACCGACUGUCGCUGCAGCGGGAAGAAGAACUGGAAGAGGUUCCUGAAGAGACGCUAGCAGAGCAUAACCUGAGCAGUGUGUUGGACAAAGGAACGGAAGAGGAUGUGCCCAGCAGUAGUUCAGAGUCUGAGAUGGAGGAGGAAGAUGAGGACGAAGAUGAUGAACUGCUGCUGCCUCAGCAACCCCCUUCAGACUUGGGUGGUGUGCCAUGGAAAGAGGCUGUGCGUAUCCAUGCCCUCCUGAAGGGAAAGAGUGAAGAAGAGAUUGAGGCUGAGGAAAAUCAUGAGAUUGAGGACAAAGAAGAGGAGGAGGAGGAGGAAGAUGAAGAGGAGGAAGACGAGGAGUCAAGCGAAGAGGGGGAGUAUUGCCCUUGGGAGAGAGAGCUGCAGCAAGGCCUCUGGCUUCAACAUCUCUCAAAUGAAGAGGACACGGGUACAUUUAAAGCUGGAAACCUUAGACUGCAGCAGAUUGUAAAUCCGGUUGAUCCUCUGGAGAUCCUGGCAGAUGUGCACUGGACUCACAUCCGUGAAAAAGAGGAGGAGGAAAAAAUGGUGCCAACCUCAAAGUCCUCCACCUCCAGAGCAUCCGACCUUCCCUCCGUACGCCAUGAGGCGGUACAGGCGUGGCUGGAGACAGUCCCUGGAGCUCCAUGUGAGGAUAAUGACGGGGAGGACGAGCUGGGCACAGAGCCUGCAGACACAGAAGGGCAGGCAGGUGAAGAGGGAGACACGGGUGCAGAGCUGGAUGACGAUGACAUCCCAUCUGAUGCAGAAGCGGAAUUUCGUUUACAUCAAAGUGGCAUAGAAGAGCCAGAACUAAAAGUCUCUGAAGAUGAAGAUGAUGAAGGAGCAGAAGGUGCUUCUUGCAGUGUGACAGAAGAUCCAUGCAAGCCAUCCAUCCCUAUCCAGUCAUCUAGUGACAGUGUUCUUCCUCUGUCUCCAGUUGAUAGCCCCAAAGCAAAACAAGCAGAGGAUAUAAAAGUUCCCCUGGCUGAAGUACCCCGUGCAAUAAAAUCUCCAGAGGCACGCUUUUUUCCGGAUCCUUUCCUUCUUGAAGAAGGACCAAAGGAUGAAAUUCCCAAAGACAGGAAAGUUAAGAGCCCUUUGGUGCCACCAUCUCCAGUGUUAUCCCAGCCAGUUGCAUCACCAGAAGCCAUUGCACCUACACCGCUAGCAGAGUCUCAACCAGCAGCACCAACGCUAGCUUCGUCCCCAACAUCUGCUCAAAUGCCUAUCUGCUCCCAGCCUUUGCCUUCUGCGGAAACAUCCAUUCCAUCCCCAGUGGAGCCUCCAGUAUGUUUCCAACCUGUUCCAGCCUUAGCGUCAACUCCUUUAGCCAAACUAGUCCUUAGGGGCCAGGAUAGUGAGGUGGAAAAACUGGGGAGCCCUACUACUGCAGAAGAAGCCCUAAAACGGAGUAACCUCGUAGAAGAGUUCUGGAUGAAGAGUGCUGAAAUCCGGAGGAGCUUAGGGCUCACCCCAGUAGACAGAAACAAACGCUCAGAGACAAACUUUACUGUAUCUGCCCUUGAGACAACUCCUCUGAAGACUUUUAAUAAUGAGAAUAUUUCAGGGGAUGAAAGGAUCCAUCUUGUGAAACCCCAGCCUGCCCCAAGAAGACAUGGACUGUCCAAGUUAGAAAAUGAGCAGAUUUCUCUGCUCACUCCAAAAUCUCCAUCAGAAAAAGAGCUAAAGAGUUCCAAUGAAGUAAGGAGAGAUGUAUCCAGCAGUUCUGGACUUGGCCUUCAGGAGAGCUCGUCCAACAUGAGAACUAUGGCUAGCCAGAGCUUCAACACUUCUGAUUCUACCAUGCUCACUCCUCCGUCAAGUCCGCCACCACCACCUCCUCAGGAUGAAGAACCAGCCACUUUGCGUAGAAAGAGGCAUCAAGCAGUCUGGCAGAAUGAGGUUGAAGUCAGAUCACCUCCAACACCAGCAUCAACACCUCCUGCUCCCACACGCCAUGAGCUGACCUCUUCUGCCAAAGAGUCAGCCCGUUCCAAAAAAGACGAUGUGCGGAAGUCUUUUGCAGAGAGUGUGGAUGAGAUUCCAUUUGCUGAUGAUGUAGAAGACACAUAUGAUGACAGGACAGAGGACUCCAGCCUUCAUGAGAAGUUCUUUACACCUCCCACCAGUAGGCCAAGGCCAGAAAAAACAUUUCUUUUGCCCUUGGUCAAAGAAAAUGGUGGCCCACCCUCAAUGGAAGGAGGGGUUAACCAGAAGAAGAGAGUGUUGCCUGAAAUUUCUGCAGAGGCCAAGGAGCUUGCUGAAGAAAGAAUGAGAGCCAGAGAGAAGUCUGUCAAGAGCCAAGCACUGCGUGAUGCCAUGGCUAAACAGUUGUGUAAGAUGAAAGAUAUGGAGAUGGCGGCGGCUGCUGCUGGGGCCACAAGGGCACGAAAGGCGUCUUCUAUGCCCUUGAAGACCAAAGAGUUGUUUUAUGACUCUCCAAAGCAUCUAGCCUUGAAAAUCACAGAGGGACCCACACAAAAGGAUGAUGCUGCUAGUGAGAAGUUCUCCACUCCUGCUGCUGAUAUGGCUGGACCUGAAGGGUCUGUCACCUCUUCAGAAGGCUCCAGUGGGAAGAGUAAGAAAAGAACUUCUCUUUUCUCCCCUCGUAAGAACAAAAAGGAGAAGAAAUCCAAAAAUGACAGCAGGCUUUCUGACAAAUCUAGUGGUGGGACAGAGGAAGCAACGAAGCCUAGGUCGUUAUGGAAGUCUGUUUUCUCUGGGUAUAAGAAAGACAAGAAGAAAAAGGCUGAUGACAAAUCCUGCCCAAGUACUCCCUCAAGUAGUGCCACUGUGGAUUCUGGCAAGCACAAAGCUUCUCCAUUGAUCACAGCUGCAGAUUUGCAGCUCCGUCAACACCUGAGUUUCUCAGAGGACUCCGACCUCUCCAGUGAUGAUAUUCUGGAACGCUCCUCCCAGAAAUCCAAGCGAGAGUCGAUCUAUGUACCACACGCCUUGGCAUUCAAGAGAUCAUAUUCGUCAAAGAGAGCCUACACAGAAGAGGAACUGAAUGCCAAGCUGACCCGGCGAGUGCAGAAAGCUGCCCGUAGGCAAGCCAAGCAGGAAGAGCUAAAGAGGUUACACAGAGCUCAGAUCAUCCAGCGGCAGCUUGAACAAGUGGAAGAGAAGCAGAGGCAACUUGAGGAGAGAGGGGUUGCUGUGGAGAAGGCCCUCCGGGGAGAAGCAGACUAUUGGGGAGAGUCUUAUUACAGUGACCUCAUCGACUUGCAUCUGGGUGUUGAGCCCAAUGCCGGGACACCACGUCGUAGACCUCUCUCCUUCUGCCCUUGCUGUGCCCAUGAAGGCAUGGGUAAGAAGGAUGAUCCCAAGCUGAUGCAGGAGUGGUUCAAGUUGGUGCAGGAGAAGAAUGCCUUGGUUCGCUACGAGUCCGAGCUGAUGAUAUUUGCUCGGGAGCUAGAACUGGAAGACAGGCAGAGUCGAUUGCAGCAGGAACUCCGGGAAAGGAUGGCAGUAGAAGAUCAUCUGAAGACAGAUGAGGAGCUCUCAGAGGAGAAGAGGAUCCUGAAUGAGAUGCUAGAAGUAGUGGAGCAGAGAGAUUCUCUUGUGGCUCUUCUUGAGGAGCAACGGCUUCGAGAAAAAGAAGAAGACAAGGACCUGGAGGCAGUUAUGCUUUCCAAAGGUUUUAGCUUGAACUGGUCCUGAGCUUAACACAUUUACCUCUGCUGGUCUGUGUUGUCCAGUUGGCCUACCCUGAGUUCGCCAGAAUUACAUGGAUAGGAAGAUGUUGAAGGGGAAACCUCCAAAGGGUCCAACGGCAUGCAGGGAUUUGGUUUGAAGCACUCGGAAGCCUUUUGAUAAGUGCGUUCGUUCCAGAAGCUUAAGUUUUACAUGUUUGCAAGCCAAGUUGAAGAUAAAGAGUUGAGACUGUGGAGUCUCCUUGAGGUCCUAUACAAUGGACCAUAUUUGUGCGUGUGUGGUAGGAGGGAGAUGAGUAAUCCAUGUGUGGGGAAGGAGGUUAAGGGAAGAAGUGCCCUUAACUAAACUGGAUUUAUGGCAUUCCAUUCCUUUCCCGGUUUUACUACAUCAGUUCUAAUAGAAAGGAGGGAAGUGGUAACCCUCUCUGGAAAACCACAGCAGCCUGUAGCAGCCUGUAUGGUGGAGUCAGCUGUCCAAGAGAGCUCCAGAAGCCCAGGGCGACACCUUCUUUGCUUUAGUCUUCCUCCCCACCAAAGAAACAUGCAGUUGAUCAUUAUGCAUGGAUAUGAAGAAAUAUGAGACAGAGAAGAUACUACUAGUAUGUGUGAUGGAACUCUCUGCCUCCUGGUUUUUAGAGAGAGGUGGGCAUCAGAGGACACUCUCCCUAUCAUAGCCUCCUAAAUCUUCAUGUGAGGAAAAAAGGGGAGAAGAAGAGAGAGGGAAGAUGCCCUCUGCUUUGCUACACACUGGAGAGACAGCUACUGCUCUGCUGGCCUUAGUCUUCACGGCCACGGCUCAGAGGCUGGUGGGCUUCCUUGUACUGUUUUGACACUGGAAAAUACUGACUGUGGGACAGUGGUAAGUGUGUGCUGGGGCGGGGGUGUUACCAGGUGGCAUUCCCUGGCUGUUAGGCCCCUAAAAAGGAGAAGCCCUGAAGUGACCGAACCACCAUUAAGACUUUUCAGUGUUUUAUUUUUUUUCCUCUGUAUUUUGUUUUUGCACAUUGGAAACGAAGCUUAAGACCUGACUGGGCCCUCAGUCACUUUGACCCUUUUAUGUCAAUUAACUUAUUUUUUUAAUACUUGAAAGAAGAUUCAUUUUUGUAUCUUUAGGAAAAAAAUGGACAAGUCAAGUGAUGGGUGUGUGUGCUUGCUGCAUCCUACAACUUCCACUUCUAAAUUACUGGACAUUGUUACCUGUGGCUAUUUAUUAGUGUUCUUAUUAAUAAUUCAAUUGUUACACAUAUUUGAUUAUGGAGGAAUUGUUCUGACUCUGUUAGAGAAAGACACUACUGCAGAUUAGUCCCUGCUUCACAGCAAGGGCAACCUUUACUUACCCAUGGAUGCAUCCUGCGUGAGGAGUUUUCCUUUAUGGCAAAAUUCUGAGCACUCACGAAGUUGUAAGAAUCUAUUUGUGUUCCUAGCAUACUUUUCUUCUGCAUCCCAGAUACCCUCUGUUGGACUAAUAAACCUAUAAUUUAUUUAAAUUUUACAUUUUUAUAACAAGCAAGCCAAAACUGUGAGGUAGAAAUAUCCCAUGUCUCUCUUUCUCGUGGAAAGAGGGAACCCUCACACUCCUGAGAUACAGCUAGAGGGACUUCCAUGAAAACAAAAAUAGCACAUUUCCUGCUGCAUCUGUUGGAAGAAGCUCCUUUUGGCUCAGCUAGUGAAGCUGCUGCUUUUCAGCCAGGAGAGUACUCAUUGUAAUUGUACGUUAACCAGUGAGCAGGAUAUGCAUGAGCGGUUCAGCACCAUUCACUGUUUGACGGAUUCCCUGAACACACUAUGUCCGUAACUUGUCCGGCAGAGCUGAAAUAGCACUGUGCAUUGGGUGUGCAUCCCAUUCUUAAUGGGAUGUGUUAAGAGGUUUUCCCCCCUUGGGAUGCUGACCGUGUUCUUGUUAAAGAAGUACUAAGCCUCCUCCUCAAUGUCUUUGAGAAUGCGUCCCAUUCCCAAGCAUACUCAUACAGCAUACUGACUCUCAGCUUGAAUUACGCUGUUGGAGCGUAUCACCCAAGCAGGGCUGAGCAUCCUUUAAUUUUUUUGCCCCAGGACAGAAGUUAGCAUGGUUUCUUGCUACCUUCUUCAAAGAGGUUAUCUGUAAGCCAGGGUCUACGAUUUGAAUUCACCUCUGGCUCAGGAGCAUACCUGGGCUGAGGAAGAGUGGGUAGGACUGUCCCCAGAGGCUCUGAGUGGUGCUGGUGAACUGUGGAAACAUGUUUUUUCCGCCUCGGGUGUUUCCCCUUUAUCCCCUGCUAAGGCAUUACAACUUAAAUCCAGAUGAUCACGAAACCAAGUCGACAGGCAGCUGCAGUGCUACUUCAUAACUGCGCGUGUUAGCAAGUGGUACCUGCUACACCAACCUCGCAGGGCGAGGGCUUACCAACAGGAUGUCCGGCAAACAGAAACCCCCCGUUUGCCAGUGCGGGGGCCAGCUGCACGAGUUGAACGGGCAACAGCAGUUUGCACAGUCUGCAUUUGAGGGGCCAGUGGAAGCUGGAGAGGAGGAGGGGAGACGGGGAAGCUAGAUACAUCGUGUUGAACUGCCUUGUGCAGAGAAUCGGCCUCAGUCCAUUUUAUAGUGCGCUAGGUAUACGGACCACAUCAAACUUCACAAAAUAUCAUUGAAUGUGAGCUGUAGAACAGAAAGAAAUCCUGAAGAAGAAAUACCAGAUUACUACUUUCCCUUUCAUGCUGGGGGAUGCUGGCCCAAUCUUUGCUAUGCCGAAGAGUGGUAUCACUUGAGGGUGUAAUGCCCUACUGCACAGGAAAACCACGUAUUCUAAACGUGAACUCUUUGGGUUAUGCUGAAGGCCUCCAGCAAUGAGAGUGAAAAUGAAGAGCUAACAUCGCACACGCAAAUUAUUUGAAGAUAUGCGAAAGGGAAUGUUAAAAGGCCUUUUUAUAUCAAAAUGGUUGUAAAAGGCACAACUUGUAUUUGCUGUUCAGUUGCACUUUAAGAAUAUGACUUGCAUAUCAGAUACUGGGUUUUUUUACUAUCUGAGUAUUUUUAAUUCAAAUUUUGUAUUUUUAAAGCUGAAGAAGGUUCUUGUGACCACAAGAUUCCUUAUUUGUAUCAGAAUCCAAGUAGGAUGUUCUAGCUCUUUGUGCUGCCCAGGUGGGUAGCAGCACAUGACUUGGCCAUGUGCAUUCAAUGACGUGUGUCCAUUUUGCGUAUGAGGGGAGCAAAAAGGCCCUCAGCUUCCAAGAAGUGGGCACCAAGGGCACCUGUCCCCAUGUGACACGGUCCGUACCAGGGGCUGGCCGCUUCCUCGCUGCACUAGGUAGGAGGAGAGCCGAGCUUAGAACCUAACCUGUGCUCGUUUUGAAACGGGCACACUGAGGAUGAGGCGAGCCCUUCAGUCCCCGGCAGGGAAGGGAGGGGGACCACCUCCUGGAAACACCCGGGAGGCAAAUGGGGAUGAGGGAGUGAGGACCGUCAAAAACAACUAACCUGCUGUUUUCACAGUACAAUUUUUUUUUUUAAGUGUUCUGUUCCUUUUAACCAUGUUUUCAUUAGAACUCACAAAUGGCUGUAAAAUCCUGAGCUUCAAAGAAUUAAUGUGUGCGGAGGUGACAAGAUGUUUCAGCUCCGACUUCCAUACAUAUUCCUUCUUUCAGUUAACCAAUGCCCCAUGGUCUCGCUAGGGCAUGUUACAAACUGCGUUGCUGAACAUACUUUAGAGCAAACCGCAAGUUUUAAAAGUCAGUCCUUUUCUCUAUCAGUCUCUGCAUUUUAUGUAAAUAUUUGUUUGUAUGUAAAGACACCAGUGGAUCCUUGGGUUACCCCCACAGUCAAGAAUCUGAGUUUUGUGCAAUGCCUAGGCCUCUCUUAGAACACGGUGCUUGCAUAGAGCUAGUCACCACAUUUGUGUGCGCUCUGGUGGUUUUUAGUAUUUUUAUACAUCCUAAUCCUGAACAUUAUUAAUUAUUAUAAGUGGUCUAGACUGCAUGAUCUAGAGCAGCCAGCAGUUCCAUUUUCUUUCCAGCUGUUCCUAAAAUGUUCACAGCUACACCUUGUUUAGUUAACGUUCUUUUCAAAUGAGUUUUCAAUUAAGUGUUUACACCACACACCAGUGGAUGAGAAAGGUGUUGCAUUAUAAAAUCUCCUGUAUACAAACUGAAAAGCCACAGUAUGGCUUUAUGGGAAUUUCAGUCAUCACCAUCUGCAAUAAAGAGAACUCUAAAGCAUACUAAAAACCAGCCUGUACAUAGUUCACAGAGAAAGAGGUUGCUGGGUCUCGACCGUUGCAAAAUAACAGAGAUUAAAAGCUCUCCAGAAGUUCCUGCUUUUGGAUUGCGGGGAGUACUGCUAUAGGCAGGGUAGCCAGGUAGAUGAGGAUGUUGCUGAAAGCAGAUGUGAAGGGGAAAAUGCCAUGUUCUGAUGGCAUUGCAGUAAUUUAAAUACUCUGUAUCUGUGCGUGCAUGCGUGUGUGUGUGGUCUAAUCCAGGUGAAGGGAUGUUCCCUUUAGUACAGAAGUGAACUCUGAUAUUCAGAUUGUUCGAGGCUUUUACAGUUGGCAUGUAUGGAGUGUUAACAGAAAAGCGUAUACCCGACCUGUAAAAAACCCCAAUCUGUUCCAGCCUGUUUUCUUCUGUUUGGGUGUGUUUUAUUGUUUGUUUUUAUGCACAACUGCUUUGUUGGUGUUGAGUUUAGCACCUCAGAUGGCCAACUGAACUAAAAAAAGAAAAAAAUAAAGUCAUUAUUUUUUCUUUU
Messenger RNA from Falco peregrinus (peregrine falcon), 11849 nucleotides. RefSeq names its product microtubule associated monooxygenase, calponin and LIM domain containing 3 (gene MICAL3). NCBI's taxonomy places the organism in Eukaryota, Metazoa, Chordata, Aves, Falconiformes, Falconidae. Gene Ontology annotation, molecular function: FAD binding; protein binding. The transcript is spliced from 43 exons. Bases 222 to 7139 code for a protein of 2305 amino acids. The record is from RefSeq and is a predicted model, not a curated record.